Musa acuminata subsp. malaccensis (wild Malaysian banana) is the source of this 1843-nucleotide messenger RNA. RefSeq names its product probable polygalacturonase. Gene Ontology annotation, biological process: carbohydrate metabolic process. The record is from RefSeq and is a predicted model, not a curated record. Gene Ontology annotation, molecular function: polygalacturonase activity. Lineage: Eukaryota; Viridiplantae; Streptophyta; Magnoliopsida; Zingiberales; Musaceae.
GGAAUCCUACUUCUUCUUCUUCUUCUUCAAUCCUCUGCUGUUGGAACAGCUUGAUUCUGGCCUUCUGUUGCCCCUUGUCUCAAGGGGGGAUUCAUGAAGAGGCUAGUAAAGGCAAUUGUGAUACUAAUUUUAGCUGUCGCGGACGCCAUUGAAGCCAGUGGAAGCAGUGAUGGCUACUGCAACUACAAGCACAUCUCGACGUCAAGGCCACACAGUGUGACCAUCACGGAGUUUGGAGCGGUCGGAGAUGGACUUACUCUGAACACAGUGGCCUUUCAGAAUGCAGUGUUCUAUUUGAGGUCAUUUGCCGACAAAGGAGGUGCUCAGCUCUAUGUGCCUCAGGGGAGAUGGCUCACUGGAAGCUUCAAUCUCACCAGUCAUCUCACGCUCUUCCUGGAGCAAGAUGCCAUUAUAAUCGGCAGUCAGGAUUCAUCACAAUGGCCUAUUGUUGAGUCCUUACCCUCUUAUGGUCAAGGAUUAGAUCUACCCGGUGCAAGGCAUCGCAGCUUGAUAAAUGGAUAUAACUUGACUGAUGUAGUGAUAACAGGUGAUAAUGGCACCAUCGAUGGACAAGGUCUUAUUUGGUGGGAGUGGUUUUCCUCACAAUCUCUGAACUAUAGCCGUCCUCACCUUCUCGAACUAGUGAAUUGUAAUGAUAUCGUGGUUUCAAAUUUGACUUUCUUGAAUUCCCCUGCCUGGAGCAUUCAUCCUGUCUACUGCAGAAAUGUUGAGAUUCAGAACAUAACAAUUCAUGCUUCGUCCGAUUCUCCAUAUACAAAUGGCAUAGUACCAGAUUCUUGCUCCAAUUUAUGCAUUGAAGACUGCAGCAUUGAUGUCGGACAUGAUGCGAUUGCCCUUAAAAGUGGUUGGGACAACUAUGGCAUCUCUUAUGGCAUGCCUUCGACAUAUAUCCAUAUCAGCAAAGUCCAUCUGCAGACACCCCUCGGUUCUGCUCUCGCUUUUGGCAGUGAGAUGUCAGGUGGAAUCUCAUUCAUAUAUGUCGAGCAUCUCCAUAUCGACAAUUCGUUAACCGGCAUAAAUUUCAAGACCACAAGAGGGCGAGGUGGCUUCAUCGAAGACAUAGUUGUAUCAAAUGUCGAGAUGGAGAACGUGCAUGAGGCAUUUCGGUUCACCGGUCACUGUGGUGGCCAUCCAAAUGAUGAGUAUGAUCCAGAUGCUCUCCCGAAGAUUAAGCAGGUCACACUCAAGAACAUUGUUGGAACCAACAUAUCCACCGCCGGAUUCUUCUCAGGAAUUGAAAAUGAUCCCUUCACCGCUAUCUGUCUUUCAAAUAUCGCACUGUCCAUUACAUCAGAUCCUUCUAAUUCUUGGUCAUGUUCUAAUGUCUCUGGAUAUUCUGAAUCAGUCUUCCCUGAUCCAUGCUCUGAUCUCAACUCGAAUUCUUCAUUCUCUUGCUUCUCCCUUGACUUCACUGCUGCCGCAGAAGCCUGAUAAGCACUUCUUUCCUGUGAUUAUGUUCAUUUCAGCCUAUAUGUACAAUUGAGAGGCUUGAGCUGAUUCUUUCCAAUAAAUCCCAACAAGAGCUUUUUCUUCUACCAUUUGAUACACUGCAUCUUCCUUCAUCAACCUCAUCAGCUGUCUUGGUCUGAAAUGAAAAGAAGGUUGGCAUCAGAGAUGGCAAUGUGCAUUCCUGUACAGCUACAUUUGUUCAUUCAAUCUGUAAGAAAAGUUUUUGGUAGUGGUUGGAAUCCACAGGUUUGCUUCAUACCAUUGCAUUUGCUGUUACUCUUUCUAGAUAAAUGGUUUUAUGUUGUUGGAGUAUUCUUCUAUCAUAUGCCACAUGGUUUAAUGUGAUUGAUAUAAGAGGUGGUUGGAUACUUGA